ACAAAGCGCAAUAUUUGUACGUUACCAGCAUGCCUGAACUCUCUCUCCCUCUUUGGCUGCUUUGCCUUCUCGCCUUCUCUUCAGCUUGUUACAUCCAAAACUGCCCCAGAGGAGGCAGGAGAUCAGCGAUGGAGGUGACCAUGAGGCAGUGUUUGCCGUGUGGCCCGGACAACAGGGGCCGCUGCUUCGGGCCCCGCAUUUGCUGCGGUCGGGACAUUGGCUGCUACGUGGGGACGGCGGAGACGCUGGGAUGUCGGGGGGAGGAUUACCUGCCAUCCCCGUGUGAACCCGCGGGAAGGCCCUGCGGCUCAGAGCGCGGCAAGUGUGCCUCACCGGGAAUCUGCUGUGAUGAUGAGAGCUGCACAGUGGACUCUGUGUGCUCGGAGAAUGAGAACGAAGGGAUACACUUUAACGUGGGAAGAAACUUGACCCAUACAGACAGUGCUGCCACCAACCUCCUCAUAAGAUUAAUGCUCUUGUCCAAAGGCAACCCCAAAGAAGUACCAGGCGGUAUCAAAUAAUACACUGCAGGCACGAUCUUUAAUGCUGUCUUUGAAAAUAAAACGUACAAUAGGAAAAGAGCAUGUUUUGGAGAGGGUGUUUUAUAUGGUUUCUGUAUUAAUCAGCGAGACGUAAAGCAAUGCAUGCUAUUCCAUAACCCACAACAACAUCAACAACUUGCACUUAUAAUUUUGUAUCAGUAACUUACUAUAAGUCUCAGAGAGUGUUAUAACAAAGUUCUUCUUUGAUGACAUAUCCUGGGGUGUUAAACUGAAUAUUUAUAGAAUUAAGGAAUCUUACAGCACAGAAGGAAGCCAUUCGGUCCACUGUGCCUGUG
Callorhinchus milii (elephant shark) is the source of this 838-nucleotide messenger RNA. Its product is annotated as oxytocin-neurophysin 1-like. The record is from RefSeq and is a predicted model, not a curated record. The transcript has 3 exons. Lineage: Eukaryota; Metazoa; Chordata; Chondrichthyes; Chimaeriformes; Callorhinchidae. The coding region runs from base 30 to 521 and encodes 163 amino acids. Gene Ontology annotation, molecular function: neurohypophyseal hormone activity. Gene Ontology annotation, cellular component: extracellular region; secretory granule.